Messenger RNA from Microbotryum saponariae, 743 nucleotides. The record is from the annotation of a GenBank genome assembly. Lineage: Eukaryota; Fungi; Basidiomycota; Microbotryomycetes; Microbotryales; Microbotryaceae.
AUGCAACAUGUCGCUGACCACAUAUCCGCCUCUGUCCUCACCAGAUACAUUGCCGAGUUGCACAAGCGCAAGCAGUCUGAUGUGUUGCGCUUCCUCCUCCGUGUGCGAUGCUGGGAGUACCGCCAAUUGAACGUCUGCCACCGCGCCAGCCGCCCUUCGCGACCGGACAAGGCCCGUCGAUUGGGUUACAAGGCCAAGCAAGGCUACGUCAUCUACCGCAUCCGAGUCCGCCGCGGUAACCGCAAAAAGCCCGUCAAGAAGGGUGCCACCUUCGGCAAGCCGACCAACCAGGGUGUCAACCACCUCAAGUUCCAGCGCUCGCUGCGAUCGACCGCCGAGGAACGUGUCGCCCGUCGAUGCGGCGGUCUCCGUGUCUUGAACUCGUACUGGAUCAACCAGGUCAGUCCGAGCUACUCGUUUCCAGCUCUUGAGAACCGACGAGCUGACAGCGCCGUGCCCCGCCCUCCCGCCCUCCGCCCACGCUGCCACCCCCCACCCCCAAACAGGACGGUGUCUACAAGUACUUCGAGGUCAUCCUCGUCGACCCUUCGCACAAGGCCAUCCGUCGCGACGCCCGCAUCAACUGGAUCUCGAACCCCGUCCACAAGCGCCGCGAGGCCCGCGGUCUCACCGGCGCCGGCAAGAAGAACCGUGGUAUCGGCAAGGGCCACCGCUACAACCACACCCCGCAAGCCGCGACCUGGCGCAAGCACAACACCCUCUCCCUCCGUCGUUACCGAUAA